Miscanthus lutarioriparius is the source of this 228-nucleotide messenger RNA. The record is from the annotation of a GenBank genome assembly. Lineage: Eukaryota; Viridiplantae; Streptophyta; Magnoliopsida; Poales; Poaceae.
AUGGAGCCCCUGCUCGGUGGCUUCGGCGACCCGGCGUUUUUGGCGGCGGUGCAGCAGCUGAUGGACCUGCCCGACGAGCUGGAGCGACAGCUGAACGCGACGACGCGGGCCUACGUGCGUGACCGCCGGGCCAUGGCCAACACGUACGCCCAUGGACGUCAAGGAGCUGCCGUCCGGGCCGAUUCUCCUAGCCGUCGACAUGCCCCGGGUCAGCCUCUCCGACGUUAA